UCCAUCCCCGCUGCUGCUGCCUCCUUUUCAUUUGCUGCCUUUUCAUCCCGCCUGUGUGCGCCGCAUCCAUACCAAGAUCCCCUGACUUAUUCACCACAUGUCCCCGCUGCUUGCACCGGCUUUAAUUACAUAAUUGCCUCAUAUCAGCUCAAGAACAAACCCGGGGGGGCCACACCGCCGCGUCUGACCGGCAGCUGAUCGGCUCUUUGGACGGGUGCUGUUGCUCCACUCCUCCACCUAUAAGACCUCCUCCCUGAACAUCUCCCCCACCCUCACACACAUACUUGCCAUGCAGGAGGUGUAACCCUCCUUCCUCUACUUCCAUCACACACCAUCGGAGGAGACACAAAACAGAAAAACAAAAACAAAAACAAAAACAAAAAAUCCCAACCUGUAACUAGUCAAGAUGUCAGACCCUGAUGCCUCCUCACCGGCAGACCCGCCACUGCCACUCACGUCCCCCCGGACCCCCCUGCAGCUCUCCUUCCCCUUCCUGAGGGAGGGCAGUCGGGUAUGGGAGAGGGAGAGAAAACCUCCACAGCCUGGAGAGCUGCCCAGCCCACUGCCCACCAAACGUACCCGCACAUACUCAGCGACAGUGCGAGCCAAAUCAGGUCCAGUAUUUAAAGGAGUGUGUAAAAACUUCUCCAGGUCUCAGGGUCAUGGGUUCAUACGCCCCUCUCACGGGGGAGAGGACAUCUUUGUCCACAUCUCUGACAUUGAGGGAGAGUACGUGCCUAUGGAAGGGGAUGAGGUCACGUACAAAGUGUGCCCUAUCCCACCCAAGAACCAGAAGAUCCAGGCUGUCGACGUGGUGAUCACCCACCUGAACCCCGGCACCAAACACGAGACCUGGUCAGGUCAGAUCAUCAGCUCCUAGACCAGUGCUACAGGUUGCAAGGCGGCAAAGGCAAAGGGAAUUUGAAUUUAAUUUUAGGUUUUAUGUUUUCCGGGUGUGAGGUUUGGGACCAGGUCUGGCGAAGAAGGAACCGAGCUUGGCGUACCACUGAGUUCGGCCUGAGGUGGCUCGGUUAUGGAAGGGUGUUGGUGAAGUAUAAAGGUUAUGGUUGGAAAUUAAGCUUUGAAUGUAUAUGUUUGAAUGUUUUCCUUUGAAGGUCAUGGAUUCAUCAUUUGGGUUUGAAUGUUUUAAUUUAGGGUUUGAAUGUUGGGGUUUGGUGGUUAGGGUUCAGGGCCUUGUGCUAGCAUUUUUUACUUUGACCUAGGGAAUAUAUUUUAGUUUGAAAAUCAAUGUUAGGGAAACGAUCUCAUAAAUGAGUUGGGAUGCUUAAGAGGCCGAAUCACAUUUUGAGCAAAUUUGACCCAGUUUUAGCUAUUUUGCCACUCCAUGGGCAUACUACAGAGAGGAGAGUUUCAAGGGACCAGCUCAGUGGAGUUCUGGAUUUCAAUCCCACUUUUAUUUUUGACAACUAAGCAACCAACUGAUAAAAAUUACAUGCCACCAUUGCCAAAAUAAAGAAAGAAAGAAAAGAUCUGAUUGAAAACAUGUACAACUUAGCCAUAUUUGUCCGUGUUUACAACAACAGAUGGCGAUGGCUGCCUCGCUGUUUUAAAAGGAAACAAAGAGAAAAGUAAAUUUGUUCCUCUUUUUUAUGAUCGGGCUUGGCUUAACGUGAAAGGAACAGCUGCUCAGAUAUGCCUCCAUCUCACUGCCUUCGGAAAAUCGAAACAUUUUCAAGAUGCUUUUUACAUACCACAAAACCCUGAUGCCAAAUGAAAACAGUAAAUGCACUUACAGUGGAAAGUAAGCUUGACAGAGAUCCAAAUAGCUCUUAAUGUGUUCCGGCCUCAGGAGCUGUGAUAAGCUCCACAUAUAAGGAAUUAUUUUCCUUCUUAAUAUUGUAGCACUACUGUAUUUUGUCUACUUGGCAAAUGUAGAAAUCCAGUAUUAUUGUAGCCAGCUCCUAUGACGGUCUUAAGUUUUGGUGGUAGAGACAGUAGCUGGAUGUUGUGUGGGCCUGCCACUAGGAAACCAGGCCAGAGGGUUUGGGGUUAGGGAAGGAAACCAGAGAGGGAACAGGCAGAGGAUGGAGUGAUUACCUAUAGAUGUACUUGAGCACGGACACAGCUUGGUUUGAAACGUUACAAAGCACGUGUAAGAAAGAAGGAAGACCAUGAUCAAAGUCAGCAGUUCUCAACCUAUGGGUUGUCAGGUUAACUUGAUAAUGUUAGUUCAAAAUUUUGUGAAAUAUGCUUAGUUGUUUUCCUUGCUGAGAUUUAGAUGAGAUGAUUGAUACCAGUAUAUACCUGCAUGCCAAACAUGAAGAUACAACCUGCAGCUGGUUAGCUUAACUUAGCCCAAAGACUGAGAGACAAAGGUAACUGAAUCUGUCUACAAGCACCUCGAAAAGAUGUUAUAUAAGUGUUAUAAGAAAUGACAGUCUUUAGGCUUUGCCAAGCAAGCUGGCUGCUAACUGUAUAUAGCUUUAUAUUUAGCAUAGCUAUGACUGGUAUUGGUCUUCCCCUCUAAGGCUGGACUUUAUUAUUUAAAAGAUAAAGUUUUAAUGGCAAGAUUUUUUUACGUUUUAUAUUGUUGUGAUAAAUGACUCCCUCUUUUGAGAUUGUCUUGAUAUUGAUCAAGUAAAGCAAAAUAACAAUCAACCACAUCAAAUUUGAGAGAGCAAUGUCAAGCUGAGGAGGAUGAGCUGCUGAUUUUUAGGUGGAAAGUUAAACAUUGGGGAGUCCAGUAAGUUUCAUACGUCAUGGCAAAUGACUGUAAAAUAAACUGUUAAAAAAAAAAAAACAGAGCAGCAAAAGCUUCCUGAAAAAUACUAUUUAUUUAUUGACUUAUUUAUUUUCAUUUGUAACUAUGAAACCAUCAGGUGUUUGGUAAUUAAAAGCUGCAUUUAUAAGUAUUUGUGCAAAUUUAAGCCUAUUUGAAUACACUGCACACCUUACUCUAAUGAUACUACCCUGUUAAUAUCCCUUUGCUACUGUCAUGUCAUCACUGACGGGCAAAAAAAAAAAAUACCUUCAACCUUUCCAAACACAAGUUUCUAAUUUCUACAUAAUCCUCGUCUAAUUUUCAAUAACUAUGUGAUGUUCAAAAUAACAAGCAGUCUUGUUGUUUUGGAAAUCGGCAUGUUCUGUAUUGUUUGUCGUAAUUUUUACGUAGGAUGUGUUGAUUCUGUUUCAACAUGCAGUAACGCAGUCGGAGCCUUCAGAUAGGCGUUGUCGGGUCUCAUAUGCAUCUUUGAUUUCUUGCCAUGAGUGUGACUUAAUAUCAUAGUAACACACUGUAUCUGUUUGGUUCCUUUACUGUGAGAGAACUCGAUUGAGUUCGCAACUUUUAUUUUUGUCAAGUCUUUUGUCAUUAAGAUAAUGUUUGAAUAAAACUUACUACUGUAUUCACA
Messenger RNA from Dicentrarchus labrax (European seabass), 3371 nucleotides. It is a transcript of the gene csdc2a, whose product is annotated as cold shock domain containing C2, RNA binding a. The record is from RefSeq and is a predicted model, not a curated record. Bases 407 to 880 code for a protein of 157 amino acids. Gene Ontology annotation, biological process: regulation of mRNA stability. Gene Ontology annotation, cellular component: cytoplasm. The transcript has 4 exons. NCBI's taxonomy places the organism in Eukaryota, Metazoa, Chordata, Actinopteri, Moronidae. Gene Ontology annotation, molecular function: mRNA 3'-UTR binding.